AUGUCUCGAAAUUCUUAUAUUGAAUUUAAAAUCCAUGCUUUAAAACGUCCGAAAAUUAAUCAUAAUUUAUCAUCUAUUGUUCAAUUUGAUUCAACAACAAUAUCUGACGAUGUUCCACAAGAAUUUAUUUCCACUUUUGAUAAUAGUGCCAUAACAUCUAGUAAUGUUUCUACGUGUACACCUGAACGUUCUAUUCCUGUUCAACCCAAUACUCAUCAUGAUAUUUUUAAAUUUAAAAAACAUUCUCGUAAAUCUGUUGUAUCAUCAGAUCCUAUUGUGAAUAUUUUAAAUAAUAAUUUAAAACGAAUUAUUAUUGAAGAAUCUAAAGCAAAUAAUGAAAAUGGAACUAUUGAUAUACAUACUAUAAAACAAGAUCUUAGUAAUACAUUAGAAAAUGAUGAAAUUUCAAUUGAAAAAGAUGAUAUUAAAAAUGCUGAUUAUAAUGAAGUACCUAUAGAAGAAUUUGGUAUGGCUGCUAUACGUGGUAUGGGUUAUAAUGAAAAUAUUGGUCUUGGUAAAUCAAAUAAAAAACAAAUUAAUAUAUUUAAUCCAGAAAUACGACCUCGUGGACUUGGAUUAGGAGCAGAUCGAGAAGUAUUAGUAAAAAUAAAUAGAUUAAAACGUAAUUUAAAAGAAGCUGGUAUUAAUGAAAAUGAUGAUUUAUAUUUUGAAAAAGGAGCUUUUGUUUUUAUUGAAAAAGGUUCAUAUUCUAAUUUAUAUGGUACGAUCGUAUCGAUUAAUGAAGAUCUUAAUCGUAUUGAUGUUAAAUUAACUACGAAUGAUGAUAUAAAUGAAAUAAUUUCUAUUUCACAAUAUAAUAUUAAAUUAAUGCUUCCUCAAUUGAAAGAUUUUAAUUGGUAUAUUGAUAUGAAAUUAUUAGCAGGUGCUAAUGGUCAACGUAUCCAACAACCAUCAUGUGUUCUUUCUUUAGAUAUAAAUGAUCCAACAAAAUCAGAUGGUGAAAAUGAAAAAUCUGUUCAAAUUGAAUUAUCAAAAGAAACGCUUAACCUUGUCUUGGAUAAUUUUACACGAAUUCGUGAACAACUUAAUAUAUUAGCUAAACGAGAAUAA
Rotaria sordida is the source of this 1071-nucleotide messenger RNA. Lineage: Eukaryota; Metazoa; Rotifera; Eurotatoria; Philodinida; Philodinidae. The record is from the annotation of a GenBank genome assembly.